Molecule: messenger RNA, 1227 nt
Organism: Cladophialophora yegresii CBS 114405
Lineage: Eukaryota; Fungi; Ascomycota; Eurotiomycetes; Chaetothyriales; Herpotrichiellaceae
Product: acetyl-CoA acyltransferase
Exons: 1
Coding region: 1-1227 (408 amino acids)
Biological process (GO): phenylacetate catabolic process; fatty acid beta-oxidation
Cellular component (GO): peroxisome
Molecular function (GO): acetyl-CoA C-acyltransferase activity
Source: RefSeq, a predicted model, not a curated record
AUGGCGACUGUCAAGGGCCUCAAACAGAUCCUCACCAAAAACCCUACCGACGUGGUCAUCCUCUCCUCCCUACGAACACCCGUCACCCGUGCCGUAAAAGGCGGCUUUCGCGAUGCGCACGACCACGAACUCCUCAUGCACGUCCUGCGCGCCACAUUGGCCGCCAACCCAAACCUCGACCCCGCGAAGAUCGAUGAUGUAGCUGUGGGCGUGGUCCUCGCCGAGCUGGGCGGCAGCAAAGCCGCAAGGAUGGCGCAGCUGCAUGCCGGCUUCAACGACCGAACAGGUCUGCAUACCGUGAACAGAGCAUGCAGUUCGGGCCUCCAGGCAGUGACGAAUAUCGGCAACUCCAUCGCUGUGGGGCAAAUCGAUGUGGGUGUGGGCGCAGGCAUGGAGAGCAUGACAAAAAAUUAUGGCAGUAAAGCUAUCCCUGUAAAUCUGUGGGAUGAGCUGAAGAACAGUCCGAACGACAAUGCCAGGGAUUGUAUUAUGCCCAUGGGGUUGACGAGCGAAAAUGUCGCGAAGAGAUAUGGCGUCAGUAGAGAGGAUCAGGACGCCUUUGCCGCCGAGUCGCACCGCAAGGCUUCAAAAGCACAAAAGGCCGGCUUGUUCGAUCAGGAGAUCAUCCCCGUCAAGGUCAAGCAGACCGAGCCGGAACACUCCGACAUGCCAAGGGAAGUGGUGGUCGACAAGGACGACGGUAUCAGACACGACGCCAGCGUCGAGAAGAUGGCCAAAUUAAAACCCGCCUUCUCCAAGGACGGAUCCUCAACCGCAGGAAACUCGAGUCAAAUCUCAGACGGCGCCGCCGCCACGUUGAUGAUGCGGCGGUCAACAGCCAACGAGCUGGGAUUGACAAAGAGCAUCAUCGGCAAGUGGGCUGGCUCGCAAGUCGCCGGUUGCAGACCCGAUGAGAUGGGUGUCGGUCCCGCUAUCGCCAUCCCCAGGCUGUUGGAUUACACGGGCUUGAAGACCGAGGACGUCAACAUCUGGGAAAUCAACGAGGCCUUUGCCAGCCAAGCCCUUUAUUGCAUCAGGAAACUCGGACUGGACAUUGAAAAGGUUAACCCCAGAGGCGGCGCCAUCGCUCUUGGCCAUCCACUAGGUAUGACUGGUACGCGACAACUUGCCACACUUUUGCCCCAAUUGGAGGAAGGACAAACAGGUGUGGUGAGUAUGUGCAUUGGUACCGGCAUGGGCAUGGCUGGUCUGUUCGUCAGAGAGUAG